Cyprinodon tularosa is the source of this 1732-nucleotide messenger RNA. RefSeq names its product TSEN54 tRNA splicing endonuclease subunit (gene tsen54). The coding region runs from base 59 to 1558 and encodes 499 amino acids. The record is from RefSeq and is a predicted model, not a curated record. The transcript has 12 exons. NCBI's taxonomy places the organism in Eukaryota, Metazoa, Chordata, Actinopteri, Cyprinodontiformes, Cyprinodontidae. Gene Ontology annotation, biological process: tRNA-type intron splice site recognition and cleavage. Gene Ontology annotation, cellular component: tRNA-intron endonuclease complex.
AAGAAGAAGAAAAAGAAGUUAGGACCCGGAAGAAGAUCGGAGAAGUAUUGAGGCUGUCAUGGCGGACCAAAACAAGCCAGAGAGCGCAGAGAACUUCUUCAAUGAGAUAUUAAGUCCAUGCGAGCUGUUUGCAGCCCGCUCCAGGAGCCAUAAGAUCCCGGCUCGAGGACAGAAGGACUUCUAUCCCGACGAGACGGAGGAGCAAAGACUGCGUCUGCAGCAGAGUUUGGACGAACACUGGAAUCUCAUAUCGGAGGAGCGAGUCGAGCGGCUAGGGAACCUGGUGAAAGCCACAUGGAUUCCAGAUGACCGGAUUGUGGAGCUUCAGACUCCUGCUGGUAAGUUCUGGCAGACGAUGGGUUUCUCUGCAGAAGGGAAGCAGUAUCUCCUCCCUGAAGAGGCUCUCUACCUGAUGGAGUGUGGCAGCCUGCUGGUGUUUAAUCAGGACCUGCCGCUGUCCAUCCAGGACGGCUAUGAGAUGUUUCUGUCUGCAGACGCUGUCAGCCUGCAGCAGUACCAGGUGUUUGGGCAUCUGAAGAGGCUCGGCUACGUGGUUCACAGAUUUGAUCUCAGCGCUGAGCCGUCUCCCUACGCCAGGCAGCUGAACCUGCCUAGGCAGCGAGACCGAGGGGGGUGGCCGCUGAAGAGGAAGCGCAGCCCCAGCCCGACGCCGACCUGCAGUCGCAGGAAAGCAGCAGGAGAGUCGCAGGCUGAGAGAAUGGAGGAGGGUGAAGUAGCAGAGUCUGACCUUCCGUCCUCUGCAGAGCCUCAGACGCCCCCUCCGGGCCCCGCAGGUGAGGGCCGGACCUGGUGGGUGAUGGACGCCCCGGAGGAGGACAAAAGGUCGCCCUGCGCUUCCCCAUCCGGUCGCUUCCGCUGGAACUUCAGCGCCAUCUCCUUCCCUGACCUGGGCUCCGGUCGACCCGGCUCCGUGGCCCCUCCGGACCCCUCCCUGCUUCCCGGAGGCGUGAAGGUGGGGCUGUGUGACGUCGCCUCCUGGAUGCAGAGAAUAAACCUGCGGAAGGUGAGGAUGUCUGCGAGGGAGGAGCAGAUGGAGAGACGCAGGCGGCGCCGGGAUGUGAACAAAGACAGGCAGGUUCAAAGCUGCAGAAACUGGGCGGAGUACCACGAGCUGCUGGCCCGGCGGCAGGCCACCCGACAGGGCCGACCGGCCCACCUGUGGAAAGGGAAAGUUAAACCUUUACACGACCCGACCCAGCCCAUCGCCACCGACGAGCUGCUGGAGAAAAUCAGUGUGAUCAAAUCUACUGACCUGCUGGAGGGAGCAUCCAGGUUAAAAGGUUCUGAGGAGUGGAGGAUUUGUUUCAAUGUUUACCAGCCGGAUUCGGUGGCCGACUUCAAAAAGAGCAACCCGGGCAAACCGUACAGCCGCAUGUGCGUCUGCAGUUUCGACGGUCCUGUUCCUGACCUCAGAGUCAUCAAGCAGCUGGCCUUUCAGAGCGGAGACGUUCCCGUCGUUUACGCCGUCGUUGACCACGGAGACAUUUCCUUCUACACCUUCAAGGACUUUGAGCUGCCAAGAGACGUGUUCCCCUGAUAUCCACCCCCCCCCCCCAGAACCUCUGCGUCUCCUUUAGACCCCAAAACACUCAUUUCUUUCACCUACAGCCCGCUCAUCCAGUUAUUUUCUGUUUUUUGAGGUUAUAUUUGCUUCCUAUGGAUCGUUGUUAACAAGGGAAUCACAUUUUUUAAAUAAAUCUUUGUAUUUUAC